Molecule: messenger RNA, 2769 nt
Organism: Calypte anna (Anna's hummingbird)
Lineage: Eukaryota; Metazoa; Chordata; Aves; Apodiformes; Trochilidae
Gene: TBCC
Product: tubulin folding cofactor C
Exons: 1
Coding region: 120-1190 (356 amino acids)
Biological process (GO): tubulin complex assembly; post-chaperonin tubulin folding pathway
Cellular component (GO): cytoplasm
Molecular function (GO): tubulin binding
Source: RefSeq, a predicted model, not a curated record
CCCUCCUCCCGCCCCCCGGGAGCCAUCGGUGCCGCCAAUCGGCGGCGGUGACGCAACCGGGGCUGCCGACAGCCAAUCAGCGGGCAUCUUAGUGACCGGAGGGGAGGCGAAGAGGCAAGAUGGAGGCAGCGACUGAGGCGGAGGCGGUGGCACCGGCACCACCAGCCGCGGCACCCGCCGAGGAGCUACAGCCGCCCGUCGUCUUCGUGGCUCCCCUGAAGCCUGAGAUGGCCGCCGCCGCCCCCGUAGUGCUGCCGGAGCGGCUGCAGCGGCGGGAAGCGGAGCGGCAGCAGGGCGUGGAGCGGCAGCGGCAGAAGAAAGAGGCACAGGUGGUGAAGGAGGAGCAGAGUGAGUUCUUCGUGGCCGCCUUCUCCCGGGAGCGGGAGGCGGUGGAAGCGCUGCUGGCGGAGGGACUGCUGGAGGAGGCGGCCGCCCGCCUACAGGGGCUGCAGAAACUGCUGACCGAGAGCGUGCGCUUCCUGGCGGCCUACGAGGUGCGGCAGGGGCAGGAGGCCGUGGCGCGGCUCCAGGGGGACCUGGCAGCCCGCCGCCAGCAGCUGCAGCCUAAGAAGAAAUUCGCCUUUCGGAACCUCAAGAAAGAAGCGGCUCCGGGCAGCGAGCCGCGCCCCGCGGAGCCCGCCCGGCCUGCAGUCGCCGCGCCGACCAGCGGCCACGUCUCCGCCGAAGGGCCAUCGCUCUGCGGGUUCAGAGGCGCCGUGGACCGGGAGCUGGAGAUGGGCCCCGCCGAGCUGCUGCAGCGCGACGUGGAGCUCUCGGGGCUGCGGGGCUGCCGGGUGCGGCUCCGCGGCAACGCCAACACCCUGCGAGUGCGGGACUGCCAGGGCUGCACCGUGCUCUGCGGGCCCGUCUCCACCUCCGUGCAGGUAGACGAUUGCAGCGAUUGCCUCCUGGUGUUGGCCUGCCAGCAGCUCCGCACCUACUGCACCCGCGACUGCCGGUUCUACGUGCUGGUGACCAGCCGAGUCGUGAUCGAGGACAGCACUCGGGUCUCCUUUGCCCCCUACACUUGGAGCUACCCUGGUAUCGACAGAGAUUUCGAGUCUUCUGGACUGGAUAGAAAGAGGAACAACUGGAACACGGUGGAUGACUUCCACUGGCUGGCGACUGACAAGCCUUCGCCCAACUGGAGCCUGAUCCCCGAGCAGGAAAGAAUCAGCUGCUGGGACUGACUGCAGAGGCAGCUCAGUGCGGAGCAAAAAAUCCUGGUGUGAACACAUUGAUUCAUAAACUCUGGGACUUUAUCCCCGAUAUGCCAUUAAAUGAUUCCAUCCAGUAUUUUAGCUUGUGAAUUACAAUAUAUGACUGGAUGUUUAAAUUGAAUAAUACCAGUCAAAUAUAGUUUGCUGUUCUUAACACGAGUUGCUGCUAUAAUCUUUACGUAUCACUGUGGAAGUUGCCAUCUACUGCAGUACCUCAUUGAUGAGUUUUUCUAAUUAAGACAAGGCAAGGGGCACUGAUACUCGAACAACAGUGAGCCUGUAUUAUUAGAGCUGCUGUACUGCUUUCACUUGCCUAGGCAGAAACUGAAUUGGCUGCAAGUGGUACAAGUUAUACCAGAAUGACAGUCAAGUAAUGAAUUUUUCAUAUUUUUGUGGUUCUCAAGUUGUAGACAACAGUACACUAUCAUAUAGGAACGAGAGGAAAGGACUUCUGUGAAGUAGUGGGGACAAAAGGUUAAUUUAAAGGAGGAGUUUGUAACUGUACAGUUGUAGCAGACUGGGGUAAAUCUUAAGCUAUGAUGCAAGUAUGAGCCAGCUUCAAGUUGUCUUUACCUAGGAUUUUAUUUCAAGUCUAAAGGAAAAAAAUCUAACAUUUAAUGCUCUCCUAGUAUAUUAAUCAUUGCUUGAAAUUAACAAAAAUAUACAAGCUGCAUAAAUACUAAACCUUCACAUCUGAGAAUGCUAUGGGGAAGGAUGGUCCUUCUGUAAACAGCUUUAACUUGAGAUGAAUGAGAGCUUAGAGUGUACUUUGGGCACAUACAGUAAGUGCUGAUUAACAUUACAGAAUCUGGGUAGAUGGCUCUGCUCCAGUCUGAAACUCCAGGGGAGAGGUGUCCAGGUAUGUCCUACUACUUGUUUCAUCUGUUUGCCAGACAGUAAACUGUGGUGCUGUGAUCUGAGUUCACAACAGCCUGCUACUGCAAUAGUGCAGUGUUGACAGGGGGAGUCAAUAAAAUAGGAAGAUGAGAGACUGUAUUCCAAUUCCAAAAUUGUAUGUUAUCUUAAAGUGCACAGUAGCUUCAAUCUUGUUUCCUCACAGUAACUUAAGUUUCAUUUCUUCUCCUACAUAAAAAAGUAGCAGCAUUAUGGAAUAAAGUGUCUUUACAGUGGCCUGUUAGUGGAGGUGAAAUAGCUGCUAUUCCUACAUAAAGUAUACAUAGUAUUUCUAAGUAUCCAAAACCACUCCUUAACUUGUGACAUUUUGCAAGAAAUCAUUGUUUACUGUGUCUUAAGAAUCAGCUUAAUGUUGUGCUUUAAUAUAUAUGCUGCCCUACCAUCAUACAUGUGCCUCUAACAAGAUUAAUGCCAGCUGGACCAUGGAAAACUGCAUCAUUGCUAUGAGAAAUACUUGAAACUUUGUACUUGACUGGUUUUGAGCAGAGAAACUUUAUCAAAGUUGUUUUCAUCUUCUUUAAUUUAAAAAGGGGAGGAAAAAAAGGGGGGAAUGUUUAUAUAUUCUUUACAACUUUCAAGGUUUUUUUAUUUCUGUUGUAUACUCUUUUGACUGGUUUUGCAUUUCAAAUAUAUU